AGCGCCGGGGGUGAGUCACCGUUCGGCAAUGGAGUGGGCGGGUGCGUGUGUAAGAGAAUGAAUGAUGUCAGGCAGGAGCGCGGCUCCGGUGGCGAGCAUGAGACUCGCGGUAAACACGACAGCGGCAGCCCCGAGUGAGCGCUGCCCUCUCCGGUCCCCGCUCCGGAGCCGCCCUUCAGCAGGGCAGCGCUUCCAGCUGCGGUUCUGCUGAGGUACCGCUGCGGGUAGGAACCUCUCUGGGAAGUGUCGCCUCCGCUGACGCUCUUAAAAGCCCGUCUCCUGCGCCAGGAAGGAGAAGAGGCUGGGAGAGGACCAAAUUGCAGGGGAAGGUAGAGAUCGCGGCAAACUUUCUAGCUGCUUCUGCAUGCUGUUGCCUCACUGGUGGGAGUGUCUGGCCAGAAGGAACUGCAAAGCCCAAACCUGAGAGCCCUGAGGCUCCAAAAAAGACUUUCAACUGCCUGUAGAGGAGGAACUGCCAGCAGUGAAAGCUUUUGUAUAUGCAGCGCAGUAGAUGAUACAGUUCUAGGGAAAAAGAUUUGUCUUCACCACUAGCUUCACCCUAUCUGGAUAGUGAAAGCACAAUGGACACUUUUUAGAGUUUUACAGAAAUCAUCCAGGAACAAGAACAUUAGACUUCAAGGAAUAACAGACGCCAGAGAGCCCAGAAACUGGUCACUGACAAACCUGAUUUUGGCCAUACAGCUUGGGAAUGAAUACCAUUGAGACAGCAAAACUUGAAGAACAUAUGGAGGGUCAAACCAGUGAGACUUCUAAUGGCUACUCACGACCUGCUCUCUCAGUCAGUGAAGAGAACAAAAAUGGCACUAGCAAACCGAAGGGCUUGUCUAAUGGCUUGCGAAAAACCACAAAGAAAUACCCUGAUUACAUCCAGAUUGCUAUGCCUGCUGAGUCUAGGAACAAGUUUCCUUUGGAAUGGUGGAAAACGGGUAUUGCCUUUGUCUAUGCUCUCUUCAACUUGAUUCUAACAACUGUCAUGAUCACUGUGGUCCAUGAGAGAGUACCUCCAAAGGAGCUAAGCCCUCCCUUGCCUGACAAAUUUUUUGAUUACAUUGAUCGUGUGAAAUGGGCUUUUUCUGUAUCAGAAAUAAAUGGAAUGAUACUAGUCGGGUUAUGGAUAUUCCAGUGGUUAUUUCUAAGAUACAAAUCAAUAGUGGGACGCAGGUUUUUCUUUAUAAUAGGAACUUUGUACCUGUACCGCUGCAUUACUAUGUAUGUUACCACCUUACCUGUGCCUGGAAUGCACUUUCAGUGUGCACCCAAGUUGAAUGGAGAUUCUCAAGCCAAGGUUCAGAGGAUCCUGCGUCUAAUUUCUGGUGGUGGUCUCUCCAUAACUGGAUCACACAUCCUGUGUGGAGACUUCCUUUUUAGUGGUCACACUGUGGUGUUAACGCUGAUCUAUCUGUUCAUCAAAGAGUAUUCACCACGUCAUUUCUGGUGGUAUCACUUAAUCUGUUGGCUAAUGAGCGCUGCUGGCAUAAUUUGUAUCCUUGUUGCUCAUGAACACUAUACCGUGGAUGUCAUCAUUGCUUACUAUAUCACCACACGGCUUUUCUGGUGGUACCACUCGAUGGCUAAUGAAAAGACUUUAAAGGUGUCAUCGCAGACAAACUUUCUCUCUCGAGCAUGGUGGUACCCAAUAUUUUAUUUCUUCGAGAAGAACGUGCAAGGCUCAGUUCCUUGCAGCUUUUCCUGGCCGAUAUCUUGGCCUCCCAGUUGCUUCAAAUCUUCAUGCAAAAAGUAUUCACGGGUUCAGAAGACAGGAGAGGACAAUGAAAAAUCUACCUGAAGUGAAGAAGGAAAGCAUCUGCUUUGUUUUGUUGGUGGUUGUUUUGUGGUUUGUUGUUUGGGGGUUUUUUGUUGGUUUGGUUUUGUUUUGUUUUUACCAAAACAUUAAUGCUGUAACCAAAGCUCUUAAGACUACACUAACUGAAGAAGUGGACCAACAUUCUGUGCAACUGAUUGGAAAGACAACUGUAGAGACACUUAAUGUUUUCCUAUCAUUGGGCUGUGCAGACCUAUUCUACUCUUCAGUGCUAAUAGAAUGCACCACAGACGGGAUUUUU
Dryobates pubescens (Downy woodpecker) is the source of this 2084-nucleotide messenger RNA. RefSeq names its product sphingomyelin synthase 2 (gene SGMS2). The coding region runs from base 710 to 1807 and encodes 365 amino acids. NCBI's taxonomy places the organism in Eukaryota, Metazoa, Chordata, Aves, Piciformes, Picidae. The transcript has 6 exons. The record is from RefSeq and is a predicted model, not a curated record. Gene Ontology annotation, molecular function: sphingomyelin synthase activity; ceramide cholinephosphotransferase activity. Gene Ontology annotation, cellular component: endoplasmic reticulum membrane; Golgi membrane. Gene Ontology annotation, biological process: ceramide biosynthetic process; sphingomyelin biosynthetic process.